Messenger RNA from Mixia osmundae IAM 14324, 2313 nucleotides. RefSeq lists its product as uncharacterized. Gene Ontology annotation, cellular component: plasma membrane. Bases 385 to 2313 code for a protein of 642 amino acids. The record is from RefSeq and is a predicted model, not a curated record. Gene Ontology annotation, biological process: ammonium transmembrane transport. Gene Ontology annotation, molecular function: ammonium channel activity. NCBI's taxonomy places the organism in Eukaryota, Fungi, Basidiomycota, Mixiomycetes, Mixiales, Mixiaceae. The transcript has 14 exons.
GCAAAGGGCCGCGAGACUGCUGUAGGAGUCUAGCUCCCGCAGCAGAGAGGCCCAGUGACUCGUUCCCGUAAGAGCGAGCAUCGCUUCUUCUCGGACUUUACAAGCGAGCGUAAAGUCGGUACUGCUGACAGAUCUCCUAAGCGUUACCUCGCCGUCACGCAUUGGGUCAGACGUUGCGAAUCUGGGCUUGAAGCCAAUUCUGCGUCGCUGAGAUGGUCAUCACUGGCUACAUAGCCUGUGAGCUCACAGAGCUCACGAAACUUAUGGGACGCAAGUUCCAUGCAUUGAUACAUCCAGAGGAACGGCGAGCGAGACGACAAGUGAAGGCUGGCGAGUCAGCGGAAGAUCGCACCCGUCGCAAACGAGAGAAAGCAGCCAUGCGACAUGGACUCUUCGGCAAGAUCACCUGAUGCGAUCACUGCCGUCUCUCCACCAGACGACCCCGGCGUGAAAGGUCAACAAGAGGACUCUCCCGCGCCGGCACCCACUGUGGAUGAGCGAACGCCCCUAUCAGCUCCGCGUCUCGGCAAAUCUGGGCAUUUUCCGGCUUUCAGAGAUCUGCCAGCGCCAAGCCAAGGGCUGCCGAGCAGCAUCCCAGAUUGGGCAGCCAAGCUUGAUGUCUCAUCUUCGAUAACGAGUUUCCUAGAUAAGAAAUCUUUUCGCGUGCGCCCAACCUCUUGCGCUCGAGGAUCGAACGACCUCUCUUCGUCUUGCACUAGCGGCCUCGCUCGUCUGUCACAUUCGCCCGGCAAGGAGCGGAGAGACUUCUUGGGAUACGUUCAGGCCUCGUUAGACAGAUCUUUAGACUUUGCAAACAUGGUCGUCCUCAACUUUACCGACAGUCAGGACAUGAUUGUCAAUGCCGGCACUCCGGACGAGAUUGUCUACAAUGCCGGCGACUUUGCCUGGGUUCUGACCUCGACAGCUCUUGUCAUGAUCAUGACACCCGGUCUCGGCUUCUUCUACAGCGGUUUGCUGCGAAGAAAGAACGCGCUUUCGAUGAUCUGGGCCUCCAUGGUCGUCUUCGCGACCGUCUCAUUCCAAUGGUUCUUCUGGGGAUACUCCUUGACCUUUUCGCCAACCGGCAGCAAGUUCAUCGGCAACCUCGACAACUUUGGUCUCAUGAAUGUUUUGCUUGACGAAUCCGCUGGAUCCACGCGCAUCCCUGCGUUGCUCUACUGCAUCUACCAGCUCAUGUUCGCCGCCAUCACACCCAUGAUCGCAGUCGGCGCCAUGGCCGAGCGAGGACGUCUCGGACCUAUCAUGGUCUUCACGUUCGUUUGGGCCACCCUUGUCUAUGAUCCUAUCGCGUGCUGGACUUGGGCACCCAAUGGUUGGGCGUACAUCCUGCCCGCCCUCGAUUUCGCCGGCGGAGGUCCCGUACACAUGUCCUCGGGCACUGCAGCGCUCGCCUACUCCAUCUGGAUCGGCAAGCGUCGCGGCUACGGCACUGAGCGACUCGCCUACAAGCCUCACAAUGUCUCUCACGUCGUUCUCGGCACAGUAUUCCUCUGGUUCGGCUGGUUUGGCUUCAACGGUGGUUCUGCUCUCUCGGCCAAUCUCCGCGCAACUCAGGCGGCAAUCGUUACCAACAAUGCAGCGGCCGUCGGUGGUCUUACCUGGAUGUUGCUCGAUUGGAGGCUAGAGCGCAAGUGGUCUGCCGUCGGCUUCUGCUCAGGUGCUAUUUGCGGUCUCGUCGGUAUCACACCCGCAUCCGGUUACGUUGGAACACCCGCUUCGCUCGCCAUCGGUGUCAUCACUGCAGCAUGCUGCAAUUGGGCGACUAAGCUCAAGUUCAUCUUCGGAUACGAUGACGCACUCGAUAUCUUCGCCGCUCACGGUAUCGGAGGAAUGGUCGGCAACUUGUUGACCGGUCUUUUCGCCGAUUCCCGCGUCGUGUCGUUUGAUGGCGCAUCCGUCAUCGACGGUGGAUGGAUCAACCAUCACUACAUUCAGCUUGCCUACCAGCUCGCCGACUGCGCCGCCAUCAUGGGAUAUGCCUUCGCAAUGACAAUGCUCAUCUUGGUCGUCAUGGAUUACAUUCCAGGCCUUUCCCUCCGUGCAUCUGAGGAGGCCGAAAUCAUCGGUGUCGACGAAGCGGAGAUGGGCGAAGUCGCGUACGACUAUGUCCUGCUAGAAAAGGAUCUAGAGGCAAAGUACUUUGAGGAGACUGGCUCUCGCUCGUCGUCUGACCUACCAGAGAAGUCGGGCGUUCAGCCGCCAUCAGCACGCUCUGCGCAGCAGCCCGAGAAGACUGAUGUGCACGACGAUGCCGUACCAGCAUCGACAGAGCCUGCGACCACGACCGCAUAA